Molecule: messenger RNA, 3369 nt
Organism: Scaptodrosophila lebanonensis
Lineage: Eukaryota; Metazoa; Arthropoda; Insecta; Diptera; Drosophilidae
Gene: Tmf
Product: TATA element modulatory factor
Exons: 6
Coding region: 176-3022 (948 amino acids)
Cellular component (GO): endoplasmic reticulum; Golgi apparatus
Source: RefSeq, a predicted model, not a curated record
CGAGCCAUACCUCUUGUGUUAGGGCACACUUUUAGCAAACAUAAUGCAAAACAAGUUGGCAGCUCGACUGUUGUGCUACGAACAAAUUCUGAAUAAAAGUUGGAGUGGUUUUAUAAACGAAAUCAACGAGGGGGAAGUAAAAUAUUAAGACGCAAGUCUCCCAAAUCGACACGGCAUGAGUUGGUUCGAGAAAGCCAAAACUGUUCUAAUUGAGGCGCUCGAUAUUCAAGACGAUGACAGCAAAUUGCCUGAUAACGUCAGCAGUGGGGCGACGGUGGCAGUAUCAUCAAACACUAAGGCGGCUUCCCCAACCGUGGAGGCUGAAAAGCGGUUAGCAACGGGCACACCAACGUUUUUCGACAAUCCACAUGCCAAUGAGAUGGUCACCACCCCUCCUAGAGCAAGUGAUGCUGGUGUGGCGUCAUCUGCAGCUACCACACCAGUGGCUUCCAAACUAAAUGUGAAUAGGCGGUCGGCCACGUCGGAUUCUGUUGAUUUGCUUUCGUCACCCUCACCGACUUCUCCGACAGCCGCCGAUGUUUGUUUACAGAAUUCAGAAUCAUCGCUAGAAUUAAUUACGGCCACGACGGCAAGCGAAAUAGAAAUGUCACCCGACACGGAAUCAUCGUUGCCCGACAGUAUCGUUAUUAUAGCCAGUAAUGAAACUUCUGAAAACGCUGAAGGUGAUGGCGAUGAUGAUGAUAAUCAAAGAGUCGGCUUCGAGCAGGACGAUCAAUCCCUGCACCUCAAUGAUUCGACCAAAACUAUGAAAGCUCUGGUAUUUAAUGAAACACAAGCUGCGGCCACAGUCACGGGUGCGGAUUCGGACUCGACACAGAGCUUUGAGGACAUACAGUUGCAGUUGAGCCAAAAGGGGAAAACUUCAAAUGAAACGCAAGCUAAAACUGAAGUGGUAGAUCAAAGUUACUCGUCCACCUCCUCAGACAUUGAAAUCAUUUCCAAUCCCAAUGGUGAUUCGAGUACGAACAGCACUACGACCCGUACAAGUCCACAAAAGUUCAAAGAACUGAGUGUUAAGGCGAGUUCGCAUAGUUCCAUUAUGGCGGGUCAAUUGAAGCCGAAAGGGCACCAUCGAGAGCCAUCGGAGAUAUCCCUGCUGUCCGAAGACUCUCAGUCAGAGUUAGACAAAUUAGUGAAUCGUAUUAGCGAGCUGAAUCAGGUGAUAGAAGCACGUGAACAGCGUUUGCUGCAAUCGGAGCGUCAGAACGCAGAGCUGCUGGAGCGCAAUCAGGAGCUUCGGGCAGCCGUUGAGGCAGUAAAUAAUAUUGCCAACAAUACUGAUGCUAACGAGGCCGUACAACGUUUGUCUGCAUUAGAGAAAAAAUUCCAAUCCAGCAUACGUGAGCGUGAUGCGUUGCGAAUUCAAAUCAAAUGUCUGAAAGAUGAGCUGCAAAAUAAAAUUCCCAAAGACGAGUUGGCCGAGUGCAAUGAAAUGAUUGCGGCACUCCAAUCCGAGGGAGAAAAGUUGUCCAAGGAGAUAUUACAACAAUCGAAUAUUAUCAAAAAGUUGCGGGCCAAAGAAAAAACAUCGGAUACGCUACUCAAGAAAAAUGGUGAGCAAAUUUCCCAGCUAUCCACCGAAGCGGAGCGCCUAAAAAAAUCACUAGCCGCAAAAGAGGAAAUGGAGCGCACCCAAAUCGAGGCUGUGUGCAAAAUGACAAAUGAGAAACGCCGUGUGGACGAGCAAAAUGCCGAAUGCCACAGUCGUAUCGAGGAUUUGCAAUCUAAGCUAGCAGCCCUUCAAACCAGUUUCGAUGGCGUCAAGGGCGAUUUACAAAAGCGCACACGUCUCGAACAGGAUCAGAUAAAGGCUGAAAACGAGGAGUAUAUGCAGCAGUUGAGCGAUUUGCGGGACAAAUUACGCAUCACGGAGCAGAGCAUGGCUAAGCGGGAGCAGCAGCUGCGCGAAGAGAAUCGUGAGUUGUUACGGCGGCUCGAAGCAGCUGAGAUGCGUGCCGAAAGUUCCACUCAGGAGCUAGGCAUGACGACCACACCACUAAUUAGACAAAUCGAGUCACUGCAGAAAACUCUUAAUCAGCGCACCGCAACCUGGAAUAAAGAUGAACAGGUUCUUCUACAAAAACUGGAGGACUCACAAGUGCAAUUACGGUCGUUGCAACAAUUAGAAUCGGUCCAAGAUGAAAAGCAUGAACUAUUACGUACUCGCUGCAAUCUAUUGGAGGAAAAGCUUUCCAACGCACUGAUGCAGGCAGAGACCGCAAAAAUCCAACUUCGGCAACAAGAGCUCGAUGCAGAUCUCAUGGAGACUGAGCACAAGAGACAAGUGAGUCAGCUGCAAAAGGAAUUGAAGGAGCGCCUUGAAAAAAUACAAGAGCUUGAGCAACAAUAUCUACAGCUGGAGGCCGAGCAGCAAAAAAUGAGUCAAUUUCGGAGCAGUGAUUUGACCGUGGAGGCAGUGAAGGCUAGCACUGAGCUCCAAGCGCAAACCAAGUCACACAUCCAUACAUCACGUGUCUCGCCGCCCAUGAGUCUAGCAGACGACAGUGGCUCUAAUGAGGAGGCGCUGGGCGGCAUUAUUGACUGGCAAGCGGAUGAUUUAGAUUGCAUUUCCAAUUCCGGCCGGCAACCAUCGGGCAUUAUUCAGGGCGUGCAUCUGAAUUUCUUAGCACCCAAUACGACCACACUCGAGCAUUUGCAGUCAUUGCUGAAGCAGCGUGAUGGCGAGCUGACUCAUUUGCAAUGGGAACUCUCUCGCCAGCAGGCCGAACGCGGUGUGCUUGAUGCACAAAUAUCUAAUUUAACUAUGGAAAUGGAAACUCUCAAAGAGAAACUGCAAUCAUACGAGUCCAUGGAAAAGUGUUACGAAGACCUUCAGCAUCGAUAUGAUGCCUUGCUGCAGAUGUACGGUGAAAAGGUGGAGCGCACCGAGGAAUUGGAAUUAGAUUUGGUGGAGCUGAAGCAGGCCUAUAAAUUGCAAAUUGAUGAACUUCUAGCGCAGCCACCGCCAAAUUUGCAAGGCACACCCAGGCACCACACAUGAUUUCAGGAUCGCAAAGUAUCAUUGCCAGAGUUGCCAUGCUUUAAAAGAUUCUAACAAAUCACACGAAGGCUUAGCUAACACUAUCCUGUGCAUUAUUAUGAUAUAUUUUAUUGAUUUGCUUUCGUUUAAGCUGCACUUAGUGAAGGCUAGCUUUCAAAGGAAGCCACUGGAUGAAUAUCUUGUUGUUUCUAACAUUUUAUUAAUCACAAUUAUGUUUAAUGCAUCCAUAUGAAAAUAGUCCUUUCAUAUGUUAAAAUUUUCUAGUUAUUAUAUUGAUCGAUUGUGAUAAUUUAAUUUAUACAUACUUAACAUACAUAAUUUACAAAUACAGAUAUGCUAAACAUGUA